AUGGUUGAUGUUCGCAGACCUGUAUUAAAUGCGUAUAUCGUAUUACAUGUAGACAUAGAAUGGAAUUUCGUGAAAUUUCUAGUUGACAGGAAUGGUACUCCUGUAUCUCGUUACAGUUCAAUAACUCCACCUAACAGUAUGGAAGCUGAAAUUCGGAAGUUACUUGGCCUUUCUAAUGAAUUAUAA
Messenger RNA from Schistosoma spindalis, 186 nucleotides. NCBI's taxonomy places the organism in Eukaryota, Metazoa, Platyhelminthes, Trematoda, Strigeidida, Schistosomatidae. The record is from the annotation of a GenBank genome assembly.